Molecule: messenger RNA, 855 nt
Organism: Plasmodium fragile
Lineage: Eukaryota; Apicomplexa; Aconoidasida; Haemosporida; Plasmodiidae
Exons: 1
Coding region: 1-855 (284 amino acids)
Molecular function (GO): acyltransferase activity, transferring groups other than amino-acyl groups
Source: RefSeq, a predicted model, not a curated record
AUGGAAAACAGCAAAGAACAAAACCUGCGAGUUAUAACUAAACCUGAUGAAUGGAAGAGAUCCUAUUUAAACGUGCUAAACAAGAAAAAGGUACUGUACAAGUAUGUUUUCCUUUUUAACAAUUAUAAAUUUAAAUUUAAGGUAAUAUCUACUUACUAUGAAUACCUAACCGUUUGCAACAGUCUCCUGCGAGAUGUCACAACGUGUAAUUUAUUUUUCGGGGACAUAAUCUUCUUUGAAAUGUUAGGCAAAUCCUUUUAUUAUCCGUAUGUCCUCUAUAUGUACGAUAAGGACAGUUCGUGCGGGAAAAAUAUUGGAGACUUUAACCCCCCGAAAUUUUUAAAAUCGUCCAUUUUGGGCAUAGAAGAUAUCAUAAAAAAAGGAAUAGAAAAAAACAAAAAGUACUUCAAAGAAGGGGAAGUAAAGCACGACACAAAAGCAAUACUAAAUGGAAGUGACAUCCGUGAGGAACUAAAAAAAUAUAACUUAGACGGGAAACAUAUAGUGGGGUACACAGAAAUAUAUUUGCUCUUUCACAUGGGCAGAUUCUUCGACUCACGCAUUGAAAGACUUGUUGUUGAUAAAAAUUAUCGUAACAGAGGAUUCGGUUUAUUAAUUAUGUACAUAAGUAUCUAUGUGCUUAAAUACAUAUACCAAUGUAACAGAUGCGACUUGACUGUGGAUAACGAGGUCGCCCUAAAAAUUUACAAAAAACUGAACUUCCAUAACGUUCAAACGCAUGUGUAUCGCUUGCAUUUGCACUGCAAUUAUAACUACCUUCCAGAAAAUGCUUCCAUGGAAAAUGACACACAUAAUAUACAAUCCUUCAUGGAUAGUAUUACAGCACGGAGGUAG